CUGACCCGCACAGCAACAGGUAGGCGUCCCAUAGCAACGCCGCCAUUGAGUGUCAACCAAUAAGAAGCUCGUAUUUCCAGCUGCACAACGAGCUAAACAAAUCCGGCCGGUACACCUGAGCAUUAUAUACAUAGUGUACAAAGUUGCCGUACGUCUGGUUUUAACAGCCAGCCGCUCAGCAUCUCAGCGACAUACACGGCUGAGUAACUUGUGAGAAUCUGUGGGUAGACAGUCUCUUAGUUCUUGUAAGGAAACCGUAGUGCUAAAGACUUGUACAGGACUGCUCUGGGUCUGAGCUGCUCUAGAACAUGGCUGCCACCACAGAGAUCCUGCACGCAUGGCGCGACCUCAACCAACCUACAGAAUGGACCCGGGAAGGAGAACAGCUUGCAGGGCAAAUUGUUCUUCCGAGUUUCGCAAAGAACUUGGAAAAAUACUUGCAGACUGCGUCCAGCCCGGAGGACAGAGAACGGUGUCUGCGACUUCUGGCUACCCUGAGUGUCCAGAAAGAACCGCAUCCUCAUCAGAGAAUAGAGGAACAACCGAGACGGCCAAAAUCAGCCAUGCCGGCGCUAGGGCGAGAGAAGGAGCCGCACCCGGCUUACAUCACCCACAAUCAGCGGGAGUACCAGUACCGACCAGGCUCUGCCCUGGAGAACACCAGGCCACACACCACCAAACACAGUUUCAUCACACCCUACCAGCUCCCCGAAAACAUCGGCAGCACAACCUACCAUGACCAGUAUUACAGCAAAGGCCACCACAAACGAGAACCUAUUCGUGCUGGGACAUCUUCAGGGAACAGAAGAAACAACCCACAUCCUUUCCAGUCAUUCAUGGUGUGGAAGUUUCCACGAAGUGAGAAGGCACUACAGGAUGGAAGCCAGUGGGGAACAGAGCUCACCGACAACAUCAUGGAUCAAGUUAUCAAGGACCAGACUAAGUCCACCUACCAGUCAGACUUCCUGGGCAUCCCACAAGGAUUCCAGGUGGGGAAUGCUGUUGACGCCCCGCUGGACUGGAAGUCACAGGUGCCGUACUCUCUGGACUCCUUCAUGCGUUACACAUACCGGCGACCCGUGCAACAGCCACAGCUCAAGGAAAACACCACCAGAUAUGGCUGUUUUGCUAAGAAGAUGGUGCCGGCACAUGGAAUUGCACCCAAUGCAUCUCAGCUGCAGAACCAUUUGAAGGGCCGUACGACGUACCAGCGUGAGUACAACUCCACUAACGGCCGUGUGGAACAUCAGGACCUCAGCACACUGGACCCGGACUGUCUCAGAGACAUGAUCAAUCAGACCGAACCCGGGAGAGAUAAGCACGUACUGACGAACAUCCUCCGGUCGGUGAAGCAUCACGGCGACCACUACCGUGAGCUGGCCGGGGUGAGUCGCCGCACGCCGCCCACCCUGCGAUCACAGCGCCCGCCCAGCACCGCCGGGUCCCGCAGACGCACCUUUGAGACGCCCGUCAACCCGAAAAUCGUGUCUAGCUGGGUUGGACCUGUCUGAUAAAAGCACUCAAAUGUGGAAUUGAUUCAUAUGCUGCUAAACACCACGUAACAUAUUGUUGACUUUUUGUGUACUAUUUUAAGCAUUGUUUUGUGUUCUUGCAUAGGACGAUGUUUCCCUUUUGUUGACUCACUUGGUCUUGUAGGGGAACUGUUCUACUUUUGGCACUUGGAGUAUAUUGAAUGCUUCCUUGUCAAAACCACUCCUUAUUGUUCGUCGUUUUUCCACUGAUGUGCAGUGUGUUGUACUUUUUCGGAGCAGAUACUCCUCUGUAAACACAAACACGUACACAAGUGCUUUCUGUGGUUUUGCGUUGUACUACAUGCACAGAUUUUGUGGGACGAUUUGUGUGACCAGACACACACCAGUGAAUUUUCAAGAGGAGAAAGCCAGACAUCGAUUUGUAUAGUCAACAUGCCAGCCUAUCAUAUCAUGGAGUCGGCUCGUAUUUUGCUUUGUUAGAAAAAUGUUGUACUUUACAGACUUGAGGUAUUUUACACUUCUACAUGUAUGCUCCGCUCACCGUGGUGUAAUAACGAAAUGAGCAUGGCCAUGUACUCUAGGGCGUAUUGUUACGCCAUGAAGUAAACUGCUAGGCAGUUUUGAGGAUGCGGAUACAACUACAAAUUUGACAGAGUUUGAGGCCAUGACAAUGUCUGAAACUAAGUGUAAUUAUUAUUGUUAUGAGUUAUGUUAUUGUUAUGUAAUACUGUGUACAUAUUUAGCUCAUUGCAGAAAGUAAAAAAGCACUGGAAACA
This is a messenger RNA of Branchiostoma belcheri (Belcher's lancelet), 2269 nucleotides long. Its product is annotated as testis-expressed sequence 26 protein-like. The record is from RefSeq and is a predicted model, not a curated record. The transcript is spliced from 8 exons. Gene Ontology annotation, cellular component: cytoplasm. Bases 309 to 1511 code for a protein of 400 amino acids. Lineage: Eukaryota; Metazoa; Chordata; Leptocardii; Amphioxiformes; Branchiostomatidae.